This is a messenger RNA of Haemonchus placei, 1008 nucleotides long. NCBI's taxonomy places the organism in Eukaryota, Metazoa, Nematoda, Chromadorea, Rhabditida, Trichostrongylidae. The record is from the annotation of a GenBank genome assembly.
AUGAAGCGUGAACACACUGACGAUGACAGGUUCGGCGGCUCGCGUAACUCCAAGCGUCAAAGAGCCGAUGGCUUUUCGGAAGCACUGGCUCAGGGUAAAUUUGAACUUCGUAUUCUUGUGAGCAGUAAAUGUGCAGGAGCUAUCAUUGGUAAAGGCGGUGAGAACAUCAAACGUCUACGCACCCAGUUCGAAGGCCAGAUCUCAGUUCCCGAUUCCAACUCUCCCGAACGUGUGUUGACAAUGGUGUGCGCAGCCUCAACAAUUGUUCGUAUCAUCGAGGACAUAUUGCCACGUAUCGAGGAUGUUAAUUCACAGCAAAUCUGUAUCUUCACAAUCCGACUGUUGGUGCAUCAGUCGCACGCUGGCGCCCUUAUUGGCCGACAAGGAUUGAAGAUCAAGGAGUUGCGCGACAGGACCAAUGCCAGAAUCAAGGUGUUCCAACAGUGCUGUCCUCAGUCUACGGACCGUAUUGCCAUGAUCUCAGGUGAUGAACGUAAUGUCGUCGAUGCCGUGGAGAAGAUUGUUGAGGAACUUAAGCAGAUUCCUAUCAAGGGACCUGUGAAUCCAUACACUUCUUUCAACUACGAUCCUGUACUUGCGCCUGAUUACGGUGGUUUUUCGCCAUCUUAUCCAGGAGGCGGACGUGGCGGCCCUCCACUAAGCCCCUUCGGUAGUGUAAGGCCUGAUCGAUCAGUAGGCCAUGCCGUUUAUUUUUUUCACAUCCAGGAUCUCGCGGUCGGCCUGGAAUGGGUGGUCCAAUGCCAUUACGAGGCGGUGGUCUUGGUGGACCUGACAUGCGUGACGAUACCUUCGGAUCUUGGAGGCACGAUCAUCGGACGUGGUGGCGACCGGAUCAAUAGAAUUCGCGACGAGUCUGGAGCCCAGAUUACACUGGAGCCGUCGACUGGCCAGGAAGAGCGCGUGAUCACCAUUACAGGCACUCAAGCACAGAUUCAUGCCGCUCAGUAUCUUCUGCAGCAGUGGUCAGUGACACAGGCUUUGUCUUAG